UAAAAUUAUGAAAAUUAUUGUCUUAAUAUUCUUGUUAGGAGCCUUUGCAUCAAACAUCAGACACAAAAGAGAAAGGUUUUUUUAUUGUUUUUAUAAUUUAGAAACACUGAUUCGUAGACAUUAUCACACUAAUAAUAAAACAAGAAAGGUAUUGAACAAUAAAUAGAUAUAUUUAGAAUUAUUGUAAGUAUCAGAUAUAGACAAUGAAUCUUAACCAUUUGUUGAGGAAACACUCAAUCAAGAAUAAAAUUUAGAGGAACCCAAACCAUUAUAUAAUAAUGAUGGCAGAUCACCUGAUAUGGGCUUAAAUGAAGUAGAAAAUAAUGAUGCUCCUGAAGCACCUAUGAUGGCAGAUAAUGUUUUAGAUUAUUCAGCUUAGGAAGAAGUGAUUACUGGAGUAUCUCUUAUAUAAGUUGGAGAAAUUGAUGCAUUAGCUAAUAUUGACACUAGUAUGCCUUUAUUAGAUGAGGAUUUCAAAUAUGAUGAAUAAGCACUUUAAGAAACACCUUUGAAUAUUGAUAUUAUCGAAGAAGUACCUUAAUCAUAAGAUUAAGAUAUUAAUUAGAUAGAUGAUUAAUUGCAAUAAGAUAUUCAAAUUGAAGAUUAAUAAGAUUAAUAAGAUUAACUCAUUAAUGAAGUUUAAUUACUCUAAAUUGGAGGAUUCUAUUAUUGA
Molecule: messenger RNA, 673 nt
Organism: Paramecium sonneborni
Lineage: Eukaryota; Ciliophora; Oligohymenophorea; Peniculida; Parameciidae
Source: the annotation of a GenBank genome assembly